AUGGCUUCCAAUGGGAAACAUGGGUCUCCCUCUUAUGCGCCCUCUGCCCCAUCCCUGCCCGAGUCCUACAGGCAGCAGUACUCUCAGGGGAGUGGCGGCUUCUAUGGUUACGGGCAGCAGCACUCUCAGGGCAAUGGCGGCUCCUAUAGUUACGGGCAGCAGCAGGGGCCUUCUUCAUACGGGCACUCUGGUUUUCCUCCGGGAACAGACCCAGCUGUGAUUAGCAGCUUUCAGAUGGUCGACAGGGACAGGAGUGGUUUUAUUGAUGAUAAUGAGCUGCAGCAAGCUCUUUCUUCUGGGUACCAGAGAUUUAGCCUCAGGACCAUUCGCUUGCUCAUCUUUCUCUUCAAAAGCCCCAAUGAUCCUCUCCGAGUUGGCCCCAAAGAGUUUGCUGCACUCUGGACUUGUCUUGGUCAAUGGCGAGGCAUAUUUGAGAGAUAUGACAAAGAUAGGAGUGGGAAAAUUGAUUUGAUGGAACUGAGGGAUGCACUCUACAGUCUAGGCCUUGCCAUCCCACCUUCUGUUCUUCAACUUUUGAUUUCCAAGUAUGAUGAUGGAAGUGGGAGCAGGGUUGAACUCAAUUUCGAUAGUUUUGUAGAAUGCGGGAUGAUUGUGAAGGGUUUGACUGAUAAGUUCAAAGAGAGAGAUCUGCGGUAUACCGGUUCGGCAACAAUUAAUUAUGAUACAUUCAUGUCUAUGGUCAUCCCAUUUUUGGUGUCAUAUAAUUGA
Messenger RNA from Prunus armeniaca (apricot), 729 nucleotides. The record is from the annotation of a GenBank genome assembly. NCBI's taxonomy places the organism in Eukaryota, Viridiplantae, Streptophyta, Magnoliopsida, Rosales, Rosaceae.